Molecule: messenger RNA, 3640 nt
Organism: Entelurus aequoreus (snake pipefish)
Lineage: Eukaryota; Metazoa; Chordata; Actinopteri; Syngnathiformes; Syngnathidae
Gene: arhgef15b
Product: Rho guanine nucleotide exchange factor 15b
Exons: 16
Coding region: 385-3180 (931 amino acids)
Biological process (GO): activation of GTPase activity
Molecular function (GO): guanyl-nucleotide exchange factor activity; protein binding
Source: RefSeq, a predicted model, not a curated record
CACUUGUACCUCCAUAGAGAGGUGUUGUGCUGCCUGCCCUCCGCGCCUGGCUCGCACUCUCUCUGCCGGCAACAAAGAAGACAAGACGUCCAUUCGUAAUCGAUUUUACUUUUUCAAAACAUUCUUUGUUUGACCGUUGUGUUUUUCUAUGUUCUCGUGUAUUUUAAAGCGGUUUGUCUUACGGAGGGACUUUUUAUACACCGGAAUAGUAACUAAUAUUGUCCAGGUUGCUUGCUAACAAUGGUGGAGCCCAAUGACUGAAGAGCAAUACUCUCUCACGUCUCAAUCAUCCUGCAGGCGUGGAUGACUUGUUCAGAAGGACACUGAAAGCCUGGCCUCGGAUUGUGAGCACUUCCUCAGAGAAGACCCCCCGCCCCAUCCAUCAUGUCUGCCCGGGAUUCAGCUCAGCUUACGGCAUCUCAUUCAGAUGAGGUCAAACUGCGUCCAAACCUCCCCCCAAAACCGACAGAACGAUCCACCUCUCUUCCAUGUGAUGAGAGUGAACGCUCCAUCAGCCCCUCUGGCGUGAACGUGAAGAGGAUCGUGAACAAGUUAACCAAAAACACGGUUGACACGGACAAAAGCGUAGCGUGUGGGGAGCCGGUACAACGGAUGCCCAUGAAAAAGCAGCCCGUGAUUAAACCAAAACCUGUGUCUGCCGCCUCCACUUCGGGGUCGCAUUUAGCACCUCCAUUGCCAAAGAAGAGGCUUCGCACCCCACCGAUGAGGAGCACAGAGUCAGAAGACACCGGCAGCAUCUGCAGCGAAGGAAGUCGAUCAGAACCUGAUGGAAAAGAGGUGGAGGAACAAUCGGCUGGGAAAGCAGAGGGCGAGAAACAUCCAGACAGCGUCCCCGUCCCCAGCUCCUGCUGCAACACGAGCUGCAGCUGCAUGUGUCACCUCCAGCGGCCUGGCAUGAAGCUGGUGUGGGUGCCAGUGACAGGGGAGGACAACAGCAUUGGCACAGAGAAACAUGGGAGCAUUGAGGAGGAGAAAGAGAAAGAGCAUAGGAAGGACUGCGAGAAGCAUGUGGAGGUGGAAGAUAAAUGCAAUAAGAAAGGACCUGAGGUGGAGAACAGGGAGACAAAGACAGAAAAGAAAAAGAUCCACAACUCGUUGGACGUUAAAAUCAGCGAACGUGACAGAACAUUUACAGAACCAGUAUCUCCCUUUCUUCAGCCUGCUGUCCCACAACAGAAUCCGCUUGUGCCAGACAACGACAAAGCCACCCAAGAAGAAACAUUUGAAAAUAUUUAUGAGACGCGUAUCUGUGCGGUUGAUCCAAGUCACAAAAAGAAAGACACAGAUGAGGUGGAUAGUCCUCAAGUCACUGUGCCUUUAGCUCGCCCCUCUAGGCCUCUACAGAGCGAGAUGGACAGUUCUUCAGGAUCAGGGGGUGAUGAUGUGCCGCCCUCAAUCCCGCCCCGUUUAGUUAUCACUCAGAACUCUCGUUGCCUCGUGCCCAAUUCUUCAGUGGAGGAUCGGGGCUCACUGCGACCCUCCACCCCCAGCAGAAAUAGCAGGACCCCGCCGCACACCAGCCCCAGACUGCAGAGACCUCUGCAGUCGCUGCCAAAGACAGAUCUCAGCAAUAGCAGCAGUCACACAAGCGUACAGAAAAACGGAGGAGACGAUGACGGAUGGAAGGAUGAUUCGACUGAAGAAGAGCCUCCCACACAGAACAAGUUUUCCAACAAGUGGAAGUCCCGGCUGCAAAAUGAGCCUCUAUACCAGACGUAUCGGGCCACCGUCAUCACCAAGGAGAUCCAUCAGCAGACAAAAACAGGCCCCCUGCCCACACCACCGCAGAACACCCUGUGGCGGGAUGUCCCGGCAGUACAGGAGAGUGGCGUCCUGGAGAAUCUCACAGACGCACAGUGCAAGUAUCAGGAGAGUAUGUUCGAGGUAUUGACAUCAGAAGCCUCCUAUCUUCGGUCGUUGCACGUGUUAACAGAACACUUCUUGGAAAACCGUGAGCUAAAGGAGACGCUGGUCCAUAUGGAUAAGAAACCCCUCUUUUCCAACAUUUUUAGGGUCCGUGAGGUCAGCGAGAGGUUCUUAAAGGACCUGGAGGACAGAGUGUUUGAAAACAUUGUGUUCUCCGACAUCUGCGACAUCGUCCAUUACCACGCCCAGCACAACUUCCCCGCCUACAUCUACUACGUGCGCAACCAGAUCUACCAGGAUAAGACUUACACCUCGCUCAUGAAGAACAACACACAGUUCGCCGCCGUCAUCAAUCGCCUUCAAAAGUCGCCUCAGUGCCACAGGCUGCCAUUUACGUCCUUCCUGCUGCUGCCCUUCCAGCGGAUCACGCGCAUCAAAAUGCUCAUUGAGGGCAUCCUGAAGAGAACACAAGAGGGGACCAAAGAGGAGCAGAUGGCCUCCAAGGCUUUGACAUCUGUUUCAAAGAUCAUUGACGAGUGCAACACAGAGGUGGGGAAGAUGAGACAGAUGGAGGAGUUGAUCCUCAUCUCUAAAACUCUAGAGUUUGACAAGCUCAAGGCCAUUCCGAUCAUCUCCCAGACACGAUUCCUGGAGAAGAAGGGAGAGCUCCAAGAAAUGUCCCGAGGGGGAACCCUCUUCCAUAUGAGAAUCAAGUUCAAUCCCAUCUACCUCUUUCUCUUCAAUGACCUGCUCGUCAUUACUGCCAGCACAGUCAAGAAGGGUGCCGAGCGCUUUAUGGUGUUGGACUACGCUCAUCGCUCGCUGGUGCAGGUGCAACCCCUGGAGGAGGACAGGAGCAGCGCACCUUACGACAACUGCUUUACACUAAUCCUGCUGGAGAACCACAGUGGCCGCAUGCUGGAGCGCCUCAUCAAAGCCCCUUCAAAGCCAGACAUGCACAGAUGGAUGGCAGCCUUCCCCGGGAAAGAGGAAGAUGAUGUGGUCUAUGACGUCUGGGAUUGUCCCCAGGUGCAGUGUGUGGAGCAGUAUGUGGCCCAGCAGGCCGACGAGCUGACCCUGGAGCAAACUGAGAUAGUCAACAUCAUCCGCAAAACCAACGAAGGCUGGUACGAGGGUAUCCGCCUGUCAGACGGCCAGAAGGGUUGGUUCCCCGUCAACCACAUCGUCGAGAUCACCAACGAGCAUGUGAGGCGGCGCAACCUAAAGGAACGUUAUCGAGUCAUUCACGCGGCCAGCUUGGUGACCACUGGCAAGAGCCACAUCUUGAACUAAGACUUUACUUUAUUUAAGUUGACUUUAUAUAACUUUACUUUAUAUAAGUAGACUUUAUAUAAAUGGACUUUAUUUAGGUUGACUUUUACACUCUUAACGUUGACUUGUAAGUUGACUUUUACGUUGACUUUGAUUGCAAGGAUGAGUGAUGACGAAAUGGACACACUCACCACCUCCAAACUUGUACUGUACUUUCCAAGAAGCUGCUGCUGCUUUAAUGACUGCGUGUCAAAGACAUCACAUUGUGAACAAGUCACACAACAACAAACUGUAAAAUACAACAAUUGUUCCAGUCAAGUUGGGAAAAACAAAUUGAAAUCACUGGACUGCUCAACCUGGCUGACACGUUGGAUGAGCCUUGUGUAGGUUUAGUUUUGUAAAUACGCAAUGUGCUGCGAGUAGCUUUACAACACACACACACAAUAAAAGUGUAACUAGCCUGCCAGGUGCUUGGUCCUAU